AUGGAAAAAAUCAUGAUCCGGGUUCUAGUAACUCGUCUCUUAUAUUUGCCGCUUUUGCAGAUAUGGUUAAGGGGAAAAAAACCGCUAAGACCUACUACUAUAGAUAUUGGUAGUCUCCCAAACCCUAUUUUUCAUGAUAAUAAACCUUCAAUAGAAUUGCCACUAGAUUUUUUUCAGGAAGGGUGUGCGAUCUGGAAUCAUAGUCUUAUUGGAAGGUUGCAUCUUAAAUCUAAAAGUUUUGAUGUGGUUACAAAAUCUUUGGAAGAUCAAUGGAACUUAGGUACGGGUAAGGUAAAGUUCACACCUACGAACAAAGGUUUUUUUAUUAUAAAGUUUUCAUCUGAGGAAGAUAAAGUAAAAAUUCGUGAUGGUAAAACCUGGAAAAUUAAUCAACAAGAGUUACGGCUCCAAGAUUGGUUUCCUUGGUUUGAUCCAGAUAAAGAGAGUUCUUCACAUGCUACUGUUUGGGUUAAUUUUUCUGGGUUAUAUGUGGAAUUAUGGACUGAAAAAAUCUUGUUAUCACUUGGUAAAAACCUUGGUAAUCCCAUUAUGGUGGAUAAGAAGACGUUAAAUCAUGAUUAUGGAUGUUAUGCAGCUGUUUUAGUUGAUAUUGAUUUUGCGAAGACAGUGCCUGAUUCCAUUCAUGUAACAGUGGGUGGUAGAAGUUUUGAACAGUUUGUGGAGCUACAAAAAAUUUCCAAGUUUUGCUCCCACUGCAAAAUUGUUGGACAUGUUGAAUCUGAUUGUAGGCAGAAAACCAAGAAAAAUCAUCAUGUUAAUCCUACAAAGAGUAUUCAAAAGUGGCAACCUGUUAAAGAUAAGAUUAUGCAAGGUGCUACUAAUGUUCCUAGUACGAGUUCUGUUGAGAAUAAUCCAGUUGCAACUGCGUUGAAUGCUGCUAGUAGUAGGGUUGAUCUUACUGCCUCUGUAGCUAAUCAAACUACUCAAACACAUGGAUUGGACUUUGGUAAAUGGAAAGACUAA
This is a messenger RNA of Papaver somniferum (opium poppy), 984 nucleotides long. RefSeq lists its product as uncharacterized. The transcript has a single exon. The record is from RefSeq and is a predicted model, not a curated record. Bases 1 to 984 code for a protein of 327 amino acids. Lineage: Eukaryota; Viridiplantae; Streptophyta; Magnoliopsida; Ranunculales; Papaveraceae.